Molecule: messenger RNA, 2234 nt
Organism: Miniopterus natalensis
Lineage: Eukaryota; Metazoa; Chordata; Mammalia; Chiroptera; Miniopteridae
Gene: CCDC126
Product: coiled-coil domain containing 126
Cellular component (GO): membrane
Source: RefSeq, a predicted model, not a curated record
ACUUUCAACAAUAAAGAUAAAUUAAAAAAAAAUAAAGUGAAGUAUAGGCAUCUCUGCUGAUUGUUCACAGGCUCUGGGGAUUUGUGGCAGCAGUGUAGGGCAUGCUACCCUUAAGGGACCUGAGACUUAAGGAGACAAGGCUCACACUACAUGAUUGGGUGAUACGAUGGGCAAAAUCAGUUGGAUAAAUUAAUGUGCUGGGAGAGUUAGAAGAUGAACAUGGGAUAGAGUAAGCUAAUGAGGUUUUGAAAUCCUUCUGGCUAAGGUAGCAUUCAAACGUAUACUCUAGUAUCAUUUUGAGCUAUUUGGAGGAUGAGCUGAUCUCAUCACCAUCAUGUUAUGUCAUCUUUUAGGACUGGUAAUUUUUCAGUGACUACAGGCAUACCUCGCUUUAUUGUGCUCCACAGAUACUGCGCUUUCAUCAACAUUGAGGAAGAACCCUCCACCAGUAAAGAGAUUACAACUUGCCGAAGGCUCAGAUAAUAGUCAGCAUUUUUCAGCAAUAAAGUAUUUUUAAAUUCAGUUUUACAGAGGUAAUUGAGAGUUGGAGGCAUUCUUGCUGAAGAUGAAUAUACUGUAUUAGCGGAGGAGGAGGAGGGGGAAGUUUUUCUUUUGCCCUUCAAAAGUCUUGAUUGUUUGGUGGCUUGCCUCUAGUUGCUACUUUUCGGCUGAGUCUGUUUGCUUCAGGAGAAAUGAUUUUUACAAUCUCCAGAAAAAACAUGUCCCAGAAAUUGAGUUUACUGUUGCUUGUCUUUGGACUCAUUUGGGGAUUGAUGUUACUGCACUAUACUUUUCAACAACCAAGACAUCAAAGCAGUGUCAAGUUACGUGAACAAAUUCUAGAUUUAAGCAAAAGAUAUGUUAAAGCUCUGGCAGAGGAAAACAAGAACACAGUGGAUGUCCAGAACGGCGCUUCGAUGGCAGGAUAUGCGGAUCUAAAAAGAACAAUUGCUGUCCUUUUGGAUGACAUUUUACAACGGUUGGUGAAACUAGAGAAUAAAGUUGACUAUAUUGUUGUGAACGGCUCAGCAACCAACGCUACCAAUGGUACUAGUGGGAAUCUGGUGCCAGUAACCACGAACAAAAGGAUUAACACAUCAGGCAGCGUUAGAUAGCAGUUAAAGAUCACCUGGUACUGCUGCAUCCACCAUGGAUUAUAUCCCAGGGUAGAAAAGCUUUUAAAUUGCUGGCUAGGGUAGAAUAAUACUUUACAAGUCAAGCUCUGCAUUUUCAAGGAACAUGCUGGAUUCAUGGAACUCUAAUUCUGUACAUAGAUUUUAAAAGUUAUUAGCCUGCUUUCAGGCAAGCUUCUUCAAUGCGGAACUAUAUCCUUAAGGGGAAUUUGGUAACAUGGUUGAUGUGGUAUGCAGGUAGGUGAUCUUUGUGUAAACCUUUUGUUUUUGAGAUCAAGCUGAAAUAAAAAACACUGAGAGACAUGGGUUAACUUUCUAUAAAAUAUUUAUUUAAAUAUGUAACAUGUUUUUCACACAAGUGAAGAAUAUUGGUAUUGAAUCAUUCUGUCAUUUGUUCUCAGUAUAUAUAACUGUUAGACUAAUACUGUUAGAAAGUAUGCUUACUUCCAGUACUAUAUUUUGUUACUCAGAUUAUGAGCAGAGAAAGGACGUAUAAUAUUGAAAAUAAUGUUUUGAACCAUGACCCAAAGAAUGUCUUCAUUUGCACUUUCCUUCAGAAUAACUGGAGGUUAACUAUUGUAUAUUUUAAAAAUUACAUUUGUAUGAGUAUAAUCUUGAAAUGGGUAGUAGCCACUGUCUGUAACCUAUUCUAAACAUUGGGACAAUUAAAUAACAUUAAGAUAGUAAUCUCUAAUCUCAUAGGUAACAUUUUCUUACAUGUAUUCUGAAGAAUAAAAUAUAUUUUUAUGAUGAGAUUAAAAAUAAGUAUUCGUGAUUGUUCACAGACAUGAAUGUUAAUUUAAAAGUUUAACCCUUUGAGUGUCUGUGCUGUCAGGGAAGCACAUUAUUUCCAUAUCUGGAUAAUUUUUGUCUUUAUGUUGGCAGGGGAAGGGAGAUGGAGAUAUUUGUGAGACUGGUGCUCUCAAGGACUUUAGCCAGAUGUAUAAAGGUAUUCGUGCUGCAUUAAAUUGCUUGGAAAAUGUUAACAUAUCAUAUAAGAGUAUCCUGCUUUAUGAAAUUUUGGAUUUGUAUAACAGAUACAUUAGAUGUUUGUUUUAUGUAAUGACCACUUAAUUAAAAACAUUUAAGAUAUAAUUUAAA